ACCGUCACUUCCGGUCCUGGCCCCGCCCUCCAGCUCGCCGCUGUUCCGUUUCGCGUUCAAUAAUUUUGUCCCCAGCCCCGACCCGUCUCCCUCCGCUGCCAUGGCGGCAGCUCCACCGCUCUCCAAGGCUGAGUACCUGAAGCGAUACUUGUCUGGGGCAGAUGGCGGCGUCGACGGGGGCCCUGAGUCCGGCCGCAAGCGUCGCAAAAAGCGGCCGAAGCCUAGCGGGGCCGGCGGCAAGGGAAUGCGAAUUGUGGAUGAUGACGUGAGCUGGACAUCUAUCUCAACCACUAAAGCAGAAAAGGAGGAAGAGGAAGAUGAUGGAGAUUUGCCUGUGGUGGCUGAGUUUGUGGAUGAGCGGCCAGAAGAGGUAAAGCAGAUGGAAGCCUUUCGUUCCAGUGCUAAAUGGAAGCUUCUGGGGAGCCGCAGUGAAGAUAUACCCUCACACAGACAGUUCUGUCAUGACACCCCAGAUUCAUCUCCUCCUAGGAAGGUUCGUCACGACACCCCGGAUCCAUCUCCUCCUAGAAGGGUUCGUCAUGACACUCCAGAUCCAUCUCCUCCUCGAAGGGUUCGUCAUGACACUCCAGAUCCAUCUCCUCCUAGGAAGGUUCGUCAUGACACCCCGGAUUCAUCUCCUCCUAGGAAGGUUCGUCAUGACACCCCGGAUUCAUCUCCUCCUAGGAAGGCCCGUCAUGACACCCCGGAUUCAUCUCCUCCUAGGAAGAUUCGUCAUGGCACUCUGGAUUCUGCUCCUCCUAGGAAGGUUCGUCAUGAUACCCCAGAUCCAUCUCCUCCUAGGAGGACCCGUCAUGACACCCCAGAUUCAUCUCCUCCUAGGAGGACCUACCACAGUUCCUCAGAUCUCUCUCCCGCCAGAAGGGCCCGUAAUUGCUCCCCUGACACAGCUCAACCUAGAAGGACUCUUGACUCUGUGGAUAGAUCACAGCUCAGGAGGGCCCAUCAUAAUUCCAGUGACUUGGCUGCUUAUGUUCCUCACUCACUGCCCAGAACCAAAAGCAGUGAAGCCCCAGAAAGCUCUAGCAAAACUUCUCCACAUUGGAAGGGGCCAGGACCUUCUCAUCCAUCACUCCCAAAGAAUAGCAAAUAUGAGUAUGACUCAGACCUCUCUCCUUUACGAAAAAAGAAGGCUACAUCCCAUGUUAGAAGUAAGCAGCAUGAUUCUAAAGGCUCUUCCCCCACCCAUAGGAAACAUCACACUUUGGACUCUUCUUCCUACCCAGGUGACAGUAGGAAAACCUCUGAUUCAGAUCUUUCUCCUCCACGGCACAAACAGAGUUCAGGGCCCCAGGAUUCCGACUCCGAUCUGUCACCUCCGCGGAAUAGACCUAGGCAUCGGAGCUCUGAUUCUGACCUCUCUCCACCAAGGAGAAAGCAGAGGGCCAAAUCUUCUGAUUCUGAUCUGUCUCCACCUCGAAGGAGUCAGCCUCUGGGAAAGAAGGCUGCACACAUGUAUUCUGGGGCUAAAACUGGGUUGGUGUUAACUGACAUACAGCGAGAGCAGCAGGAGCUCAAGAAACGGGACCAAGAGACCAUGGCAUUUGAAGCUGAAUUCCAACAUGCUGAAACUGUAUUUCGAGAUAAGUCUGGUCGUAAGAGGAAUUUGAAACUGGAACGUUUAGAGCAGAGGCGAAAAGCAGAGAAGGACUCGAAGAGAGAGGAGUUGUAUGCCCAGUGGGGCAAAGGGCUUGCCCAGACCCGGCAGCAGCAACAAAAUGUGGAGGAUGCGAUGAAGGAAAUGCAAAAGCCUCUGGCCCGCUAUAUUGAUGAUGAAGAUUUGGAUCGGAUGCUGAGAGAACAGGAAAGAGAGGGGGACCCCAUGGCCAACUUUAUCAAGAAGAAUAAGGCCAAGGAGAACAAGAAUAAGAAAGUGAGACCUCGCUACAGUGGCCCUGCACCCCCUCCCAACAGAUUCAAUAUCUGGCCAGGGUAUCGCUGGGAUGGAGUGGACAGAUCCAAUGGAUUUGAACAGAAGCGCUUUGCCAGGCUUGCCAGCAAGAAGGCGGUGGAGGAACUUGCCUACAAGUGGAGUGUUGAGGAUAUGUAACUUUUUUGAGGCUGUGGGAGUGACUGUGGGUUGUGGUAGUGGACAUAGGGCAGCUGUUACAGACAUUCAGCUGUAACAGUCGUCUAUGCUAAUAAUCAGGGCCACCCAGACCGGCAACUUGUUGAAUACCAAUUUUGACUACAGAAGAAUAUUUGAGACGUAAUAUCCGGACGAAGGAUCCAUACAUCUCAGGUGUGCUGACACUGCCGGAUGCUGGCUUUCAGGGGAAGCGUUGAUUUCUCUGUGUCCCAGGGCUUGUUCUUGGUUAGGGUAUUUCUUUUUUAAUAAACACACAUUUAUUUUUUUAAAAUAA
Messenger RNA from Bubalus bubalis (water buffalo), 2381 nucleotides. It is a transcript of the gene BUD13, whose product is annotated as BUD13 homolog. Gene Ontology annotation, molecular function: RNA binding. The transcript has 10 exons. The record is from RefSeq and is a predicted model, not a curated record. Gene Ontology annotation, biological process: mRNA splicing, via spliceosome. The coding region runs from base 101 to 2068 and encodes 655 amino acids. Gene Ontology annotation, cellular component: U2-type spliceosomal complex; RES complex. NCBI's taxonomy places the organism in Eukaryota, Metazoa, Chordata, Mammalia, Artiodactyla, Bovidae.